Xyrauchen texanus (razorback sucker) is the source of this 1455-nucleotide messenger RNA. RefSeq names its product complement C1q tumor necrosis factor-related protein 5-like. Lineage: Eukaryota; Metazoa; Chordata; Actinopteri; Cypriniformes; Catostomidae. The coding region runs from base 177 to 923 and encodes 248 amino acids. The transcript is spliced from 3 exons. The record is from RefSeq and is a predicted model, not a curated record. Gene Ontology annotation, molecular function: protein binding.
CCUCUUUCUAUGUGGCUUCCAACGGCUUGCCAUUUCCUCUGAAGAAUAGGAGUGCUCAGUUUUUCCCAGACGCCUUGGACAGCAAAUAAAAAGAGAAAUUUCACUGCUCGUUUCUCUUUUGCCUAGUCAGGACUGUCAAUCCAGUGAAGCUUCAGAAAUCUAAAUGACUGAAAGCAAUGACAUCUCUGCAGACAUGGCCUCUUACCUUCCUGGUUGUUAUUGCAGUGCAUUGUUCUAACUCGCUAGAAGACAAUCAGAUCCCCAGUUUGUGCACAGGCAGCCCAGGUAUCCCAGGAUCUCCCGGGUUGCAUGGCAGCCCUGGUCAGCCUGGCAGGGAUGGGCGAGAUGGGCGUGAUGCACAACCAGGAGAGAAAGGGGAAAAAGGCGACAGAGGAGAGCCAGGUCAUUCAGGCGAGAGGGGCCUAACAGGAGACCGAGGGGAUCUAGGGGAAAAAGGAGAGAGAGGAACCCCGGGUGAGUGUGCGGUGGCCCCCAAAUCAGCUUUUAGUGCCAAGCUCUCUGAGGCCCGCACUACACCGAUGGCAGUAGGGGAUGCUGUGCGAUUUGACACGGUGGUUCUGAAUGAGCAGGGGGAUUAUAAUCCUGAGACCGGACGUUUCACCUGCAGAGUGCCAGGUGUUUAUUACUUUGCCGUCCACGCCACAGUCUACCGCUCCAGCUUGCAGUUUGACCUCAUAAAGAAUGGACACACAUUGGCCUCCUACUUUCAGUUCUUUGGGAACUGGUCCAAACCAGCCUCACUGUCUGGAGGAACAUUAGUGCACUUGAUUCCAGGAGAUCAGGUGUGGGUGCAGAUGGCCCUGGGCGAGUACACAGGCUUUUACUCCAGCUCUAAGACCGACAGCACUUUCACUGGUUUUCUAGUGUACUCAGACUGGAAAAACUCUGCUGUUUUUGCAUAGAUUCAAAGGGUUGAUUCACCCAAAAUGCUAAUUCUGUUGUUAUUAACUCACCAUUGUCGUUCACAAAAGGAGAUGUUAGGCAGAAUGUUAGACCACCAUUCACUUUCAUUGAAUGGAAAAAAGAGUUAAUGAAAGUGAGAGUUGACUGAGACUAACAUUCUGCCUAACAUCUCCUUUUGUGUUCUCCAGAAGAAAGAAAGGCAUACAGGUUUGGAACAACAUGAGGGUGAGUUAUUAAUGAAAAUAAUGAGGUGAAUUAUCCCUUUAAAGCAAACCACACCUAGAUUUCUGUCUGUCUCAGAAAACAAUAUUGUCAUAGAUAAGACAAAAGCCUUUUUGGUCUUGACUGCAACAGCUCUCUUCCUUUUCAUCCAAGUCAAAUAUACUUGGCAUUACUGUUUUGAAAGGAAAUUUUUAUUCUGGUGGCAGGCACAAUAUUUUGUAAAAAAGCAUAAUUAAAUACAUUCGAACACUCUUCUGGAAUAUGAGUUCAAUAAAAACGACACACAUAAUUACCCAAUUUGUCAUUUAA